This is a messenger RNA of Porites lobata, 1536 nucleotides long. NCBI's taxonomy places the organism in Eukaryota, Metazoa, Cnidaria, Anthozoa, Scleractinia, Poritidae. The record is from the annotation of a GenBank genome assembly.
AUGUUUAAAAAGACUCUUUGGAAAAGAUGGUAUAAAAUAUUUAUUACGAGAUCGAGAAAUCUGGGACUACUUUUCGUUUACAAUGGAAAUCUUUGGAAGUAAGUUGCUUCUGGCUUAUUUGGAAACUCAUAUCACAAUAAUUUUUUGGAAUUAACUCUCACUCCCCCAAAAAAUAUAUCAGUCUGUUGAUUAAAGACCUUAUUGUCAGAGAUUCCUUGAUCUUCAGGGGGAGUGGAAAACAGUUCUGGAGAUGCUGUGUCUUCUCACUGAUCUUAUUAUCUUAUCAUGUGCUUUUCUUGUGCAUAACAACUCCUAAUAAUAUGAUUUUAUUGUAUUUUAUUUUUUCAGAUACAACUUCCAGAAAGCUUUAGAUUCCUUUCUUUAUGGUAGACCACAGCGAACAAGACAAAUACCAUUUAUGGUCAGCUAUUUCAUAAUCUUGAUUUUCAAAUAACCUGUAAUUUUUUGGAAACCAUUGUUUUAAACAUGUUAUAUCAACAUUUGUAAGUUACACUUCAGUGAUGAUGAUGAUGACGAAGAUGAUGAUAAUAAUUAAAACUAAUUUACUUUAGCACCUGCGAAGACCCAGGAUUAAACUGCAUGUCACAACACAAUAUGGAGAAAUUCACACCGCUUGUAGCUAAUAUCCUGCAAAAAGGUGCCUUCUGUCAUAGGUCAUUGACUUGAUGGAGAGCACACAGGGGACAAGAACUCCAGUAUCAACGCUUACUGCGUCUUAGUUUCGCUUUUUCACCAAAAAGGCCUUUUGCAUUAGUUGAUUACGUGAUCAACAUUCAGUAAACACGAAAAUAGUUUGAGAAGAACAGUAUGAGAAGAACAACUUUUGCCACCCAGUUAUGCUUGAAUGGUUUUCUAUACAAAUCCUUGUAAAUUUCGAAAUUUUCAAACUGUCUGAAAUAUUUCCUUAAGCAUUACAGGGCUCAAAUCUCCUUUUAACUUGUAACAGGCUCUUUGAGCCCUUAAAUGCGUAAGGAAAAGAUAUAACAACAGUUUGAAAAUACUGUUAAACUCAUCAACAACAGAUGAGGUUGAUUAUAGCUGCCUUAGAGAAUGGCGGUGCUAAGCAUUAUAAAUGUUUGCAAAUUUUUUUUGUUCUCUUUUUGCAGAUUACCAGACAGAUGAAAAAAUCACUUUCCACUUUAGGUUACAGUGAGCAGGAUGUUAAUCAAAUGUCACCAAGUGAAGCCCAUGAUGUAGUUAAUCGUGGUGUAAAAAAAACUGCAAAAUUACAUCCUAGUUCUAAGGACUAGUGUUAAGUGCAGGUCAUUGUCUGUGCAGGACUUCAGGAUGGAAGGUGGGCCUUCAAGGGACUGGAGAAAAACUAGACUUUUGAAUUAUAGUCAAACCCCUUAUAAGCAACCACCCAAAAUGUGAAGAUCUAGUGGUUGCUUAUUAUAUGGGAGGCAGUCGCUUAAGAGAAUUGAACUACAGGAGGUCCCUUUCUAGAAGAGGUCUGACACAUCUACAUGUUUGAAGAGUUCAUCGCAUGCAAUUUCUAAGUUAGGAUAUGUGUAG